This is a messenger RNA of Cynoglossus semilaevis (tongue sole), 772 nucleotides long. It is a transcript of the gene fuom, whose product is annotated as fucose mutarotase. The transcript has 5 exons. NCBI's taxonomy places the organism in Eukaryota, Metazoa, Chordata, Actinopteri, Pleuronectiformes, Cynoglossidae. Gene Ontology annotation, biological process: fucose metabolic process. Bases 71 to 745 code for a protein of 224 amino acids. The record is from RefSeq and is a predicted model, not a curated record. Gene Ontology annotation, molecular function: racemase and epimerase activity, acting on carbohydrates and derivatives; fucose binding.
GCUUCCUCGACUUGUUAUUCCAAACCGGAAGUGUCUGUGUCUCUGCAAGAGAGUGCGGUGUUCCGGCAGAAUGGUGGUCCUGAAAGGAAUCCCAGCUAUUCUGUCACCUGAGCUGCUUUAUGCUCUGGCUAAAAUGGGACACGGUGAUGAACUGGUUCUGGCUGACGUUAAUUUUCCAACAUCAUCGGUUUGUGCUUGUGGACCAAAAGAGAUUAGAGCUGAUGGCUUGGGAAUACCGCAACUUUUGGAGGCCAUUUUGAAGCUGUUUCCUCUGGACACCUAUGUCACCUCUCCGGCUGCUGUCAUGGAUCGAGUAGAUGCUGACAAACUAAGAAAUUUACCUGUUCCUGUGUGGGACGUCUACUCUAAUCUCUUGUCUAAAAGUGGAUCUAAUGCUGAUUUGGAGUUGGUGGAAAGGUUUGAAUUCUAUGACCGAGCCAAGGCGGCCUUCGCUGUUGUAGCAACAGGGUAUGUAUUUGAUUUAUUUUUACUCUUGUUACAAAAACAAUGUAAAAUGUUUAAAUUAUUAAGAAAAAGAUUUAUAGUCUACUGGAUGUCAGUGAAUUGUUCACCAGCAGGGGCGCUGCCCUUCAUUUGUAAUUUCUAUUUUAGCUUUAGUUCUGUGGGUUUAUUAUAUGAAAAGGCUUAUUUUAGGACUGAAAGAACCAAUAGAUUUUUAUUGUUGUAUUAUUGUUCACACCUCUCUGUAAACAUAGAUAUAGGUAGUGAAGUCACCUGCCAAUAAAACCAUGCUGAAUUUUAUAUAAAGUAA